Molecule: messenger RNA, 2675 nt
Organism: Phymastichus coffea
Lineage: Eukaryota; Metazoa; Arthropoda; Insecta; Hymenoptera; Eulophidae
Product: chitinase-3-like protein 1
Biological process (GO): carbohydrate metabolic process; chitin catabolic process
Cellular component (GO): extracellular region
Molecular function (GO): chitinase activity; chitin binding
Source: RefSeq, a predicted model, not a curated record
GCACAAUUGUACAUGACAUUAUUACUCGGACAUCAUGCGGGCGAUUUUCUUAACGCUCACUGCCUUGCUAACCUGUGCCGCUGCUUUUAACGAAAAAAAAAUAGUAUGUUACUUUGGCAGCUGGGCAGUGUAUCGUCAAGGCAAUGGAAAGAUUAACAUAAAUCAAAUCGAUCCUUUUCUAUGUACUCAUUUGAUUUAUACAUUUGUCGGUCUGCAAAACGAUGGAAGCAUAACAGUAUUAGAUCCAUGGGGUGAUUUAGGUCCAUCCGAACCAAAUGGUGGUCUUGACGGCUACAACAAAUUCAAUCAAUUACGUGGUAUUAAUCCUGAUGUCAAAACACUCCUUGCAAUAGGCGGAUGGAAUGAAGGCUCAGACAAAUUUUCUAAAGUAGUUUCCAGUCCCAUAAAACGAACUAUUUUCAUAGAAAAUAUUGUGAAAUUUCUAAGGAAGUACGGUUUCGAUGGCUUAGAUUUUGACUGGGAAUAUCCAAACCAACGCGGUGGAGUUGAAACUGAUAAAGAGAAUUACGUGUAUCUCUUGAAAGAGUUGAGGGAAAGGUUUGAUAAAAUAGGAUUGAUCCUAUCGGCUGGCGUUGGUGCAGUCAAACAUUCAGCCGAGCAAUCUUACAUCAUUCCCGAGGUCAUCAAAUACUUGCACUUUGUCAAUCUUAUGGCGUACGAUAUGCAUGGCGUUUGGGAUCAAAAAACUGGAAUUAACGCUCCACUUUAUGCAGGAUCCUGGGAAAGUGGCAAUGAAAGGUUUCUCAAUGUUAACGCCACAGUGCAUUAUUGGUUAUCUCAAGGUGCUCCAGCUGAGAAACUCAUUCUCGGUAUGCCAUUUUACGGUCGAAGUUUUACACUCGACAAUCCAGAAAAUAACGUAAUUGGAGCACCAGCUCACAAGAAAGGUACCAAGGGACCAUACACCGGCGAAGAUGGAUCUUUAGGAUAUAACGAGAUUUGUGAAGCUCAACUUGAUGGUGACUGGGAUGUGAAAUACCAAGAGGAACAGCGAGUUCCGUAUACGGUCAAAGGAAGUCAAUGGGUUGGAUACGACGAUCCACAAUCCAUUCAAGAGAAAGCAGAAUUUAUUAAUAAAUUUGGACUUGGGGGUGCUGUGGUUUGGAGUAUCGAAACAGACGAUUUUCACGGCAUCUGUGGUGAAAAAAAUCCACUUCUCAAAACACUAAAUAGAGUACUACGUCCUCCACUCCAUACGACAACCACAACCGAAAAUCAUAGUAAUUUUGUGACUUGUACCAGGCCAGGAUAUAUUCGUGAUCCAUUCGACUGCGCUGUUCAGUACAAAUGCAUGCCUGAUGUUGAAGAGGGAUACCAGAAAAUUGAAUACAAAUGUCCUACUGGAUUAGUUUUUGAUACGAUAUUGGAUAUUUGCAAUUCACCUCAAUCUGUUGACUGUACUGCAUGAAUUGAAGUUUUUUUUGCAAACUAAUAUUAUUAUACUUGCAGCAUAAUAGCUAAACUGUAACUAAUUUUCAAUAUCUUACUCUGAAUAUCUGCUUUCGAGGAAAUUUUUUUUUUUAAGUUUUCUCUCGGUAACUAACAGACAAUCCAAUAGUACAAGAUACUCAUACAACUUGUCGAGUUCUAUUGAGAUUAUCGAUUUAUUGUGGCAGGAAAUAGAUAGAUAUAUUUAACGAAUACCUUGUAAUAUUUUCGUACAAAAUAUCUAUAAUAAAACAAGUAGCAUUACAAACAAACAAACAAAUCUGAAAAUCUUAUGUUACCUGCGAAUACACAAGAAAACUUAUUUAUUGUUAACACACUUUGAUGCUUAUGUAUUCUUGUAAUAAAUAUUUGUACAUAAAAUUUCUUAUACGUGAAAAAUCUAUUGCAGUAAUGCAAGGAUUUAAAGCGUGUACUUGAUGCCUAACAAAAAUUUUUUAAAACAAAUGCGUUAUGCAAAAGCCAAUACAGUUAGAGUUUGCAAUGAAAUCUACAUAAAAUAAUUGACGUAAAACUAUUCAAUCAAAUAUAUUAUUCUUAAAAAUAUUUAAAAUAGAUUAUUCUAUUCGUUGUUCAAGAUUUAUAUAAUGUAUUCAGUUACAUGAUAGCACGUAAAAAAAUGUUUCAAAAAGGAAAAAAAGUUAUGUGAUAAAUCGAGGUCAUCAUUACGGAGAAAACAAUAAAAUUACAUACAGUCAAUAUCGGUGAUCAAUAAACACUUGCAUCUAAGAUGCACGUUAACUUCCUAAAUGCGUACGUAUACCUGUUAAGAUUCUAGCGUUUCACUAGAUUUCGAAUAACCAAGUGAAGCUGUAAAUUAUCGAAAAAUCAAGUGACUGAACCAAGAAAGUGUGAGUAGCUAGGUUUUCACGUGAACGUUUACCUUGUUUUUGCAAUUGCCGCCAUUCAUAGUGUAUGCGGUUAAGGCUGAAGUCACGCUGUAUCAUGACAGUAUAUAAAGACAAAUAGUGAAGAAGUUUCCGUGUGAUGAGUAAACUAAAAUUUACCAAUCAGUCGUAAUAGAGUCAUUCGUAAUGGUGCCAACAAGUUUCUGGAUAGUAUCUGUUGCAUUGUCAGUCGUUACUGCUUACAAUGAUAGUGAGUCUUUCUAUUUUAUUCAUAAAUCGAUAAAAGACACUCGCUAAUUUAAGCACGUGAUUGAUGUUACUGGGUAUUUCAUUUUUUCUAUUAUAAUUAUAGUCGCCUGA